Molecule: messenger RNA, 4993 nt
Organism: Acaromyces ingoldii
Lineage: Eukaryota; Fungi; Basidiomycota; Exobasidiomycetes; Exobasidiales; Cryptobasidiaceae
Exons: 3
Coding region: 99-4925 (1608 amino acids)
Biological process (GO): fatty acid metabolic process
Molecular function (GO): medium-chain fatty acid-CoA ligase activity; phosphopantetheine binding
Source: RefSeq, a predicted model, not a curated record
CGGGGAGCGAAAUCGGCCUUCUUUUCAUAGACGUACAAGAAAAAAUAAUACCUCUUCCUCACUGACGACCCUUCAACGACGUUCGACAAAUUGCCAAGAUGGCGCCAUCCUCGGACAGCUUUCCCCUCGGCUACAUCUACUCUUUGCCGCCAAGGCCAAAGAUUAGAUCGCUGGGAGAUCACCUGGCUGAGCACAUCACCGACAAUGGGCGCAUCACGACACUCAUCGAUGCUAUUUGCUCGACGCCCAACCCGGCGCUGUGGUCGCCAGAUCUGAAUCGACCACCGAUCGACCAUGCGACAAUCAAGCGGUUCAUGAGCUCCUUUAUCCUGCCCUCAACGAGAGCACCCCUUGGCCCCAACGAUCGCGUCAUGAUGGCCCUGCCUACAGGGCCUGAAAACGCGCUGGCCCUGCUCUCGGUCGCCGCCUACCACACAUGCGCGCCUGUCAACGCGAGCUGCACUGCAGGCGAGCUGCGCGACGACGCGGUGCGCCUCCGUGCAAAGGCCGUCGUCACGACGCGCGACGCUGCUGAGCGACUCGAGGUGGCCUCGCUGUACCACGAGGAGAACAUGGAGAUCAUCUUUGUCGAGAACCGGACGUCCGGCCCGGCCGGGCUGUUUGACAUGAGCAUGUUUGGCCAGCAGGGGCUCGCAUCCACCAAGGGACGGCGUCCUUCGCAACCCCACGGGCUCGAGCAUCAAUCGCUGGUGUUGCACACAUCGGGCACGUCGGGAAAGAAAAAGGUGGUGCCCUACUCGCUCAGGCACCUCAUCGUGGGCACUUCAUGCGUCGUGCAGAGCUGGGACUUGAGACCAGAGAGCGUGAACAUGAACAUGAUGCCCUUGUUCCACGUCGGUGGCAUCGUCCGUAAUUUGUGGGCGCCCAUGUUUUCGGGAGGAAGCGCAAUCAUGUGCUCUGGUUUCGACGCAAACGUUUGGUGGACAUUGGCAAAGCAGCUCGGCGCGACAUGGUACUAUGCCGCACCCACGAUGCACCACGCCAUCCUCGCAUCCAAGCCAGAGGGCGUCAACACGGCAAAGGACACGAGCAUCAAGAUGAUCGCGAAUGCUGCAGGUGGAUUGCUGCCCUCGCUGGCUGUGCAGCUCAAGGAGACGUUCGGGGGAUGCGCUGUGCUGCCCUCGUACGGCAUGACAGAGUGCAUGCCGAUCGCCUCGCCACCGACAAACUACCAGCUGGACAGGCCCGGUUGCUCGGGUGUGGCUUGUGGUCCCGAUCUCUCCAUUCGCGAUCCUUUUGACCGUGAAAAGGAGCUCCCUGUCGGGCAGACGGGUGCUGUUUCGGUCCGGGGCCUCCCUACCUUCUCUGGCUAUGAGACGUCGACCGAUCCGUUCGAGCCCCUUGACACUUCGAGUUUCUCCAGCGAGGGCUGGUUCGACUCGGGUGACAUGGGCCACAUGGACGCUGACGGGUAUCUCUACAUCACUGGCCGAAGCAAAGAGAUCAUCAACAAGGGUGGCGAGGUCGUGUCGCCCUUUGAGGUCGAGGAGGCCAUCACACAAGCCUGCAAAGACCGGGUCAAGCAGACGUUGGCCUUUUCCAUCGAGCACAAGGUCCUUCAAGAGACGAUUGGUGUCGUCAUUGUCCCGGUCCCUAACCAGCCCCGCAUCGGACUGGCCGAGAUCCAGAACCUGCUGCGAUCCCAUUUGCACCCGUCCAAGUGGCCCUUUGCUGCCGUCUACAUGGACGAUCUGCCCAAGAACCAGGCAGGAAAGCCGCUGCGUAUCAAGCUCGGCACCCGUCUCAACAUCGGACCACUUUCGGACGAUGUGCCAGCGCUGCAGCGUCACUUUGAGGCCAAGGCGCCGGGCAAAGAAGUCCCACUCUCGGAGCCGAUUCCCUGCAACCUCGUCUCGGUCGACGUGCGCGCCGUCGAGCGGGCUUGCUACCGGAUUCCUGGCGUCAUCGAGGCGGCGGUGCGUCAACGCAAGGAUGGUGCACCAGAGGCCUUUAUUCACGUCGAGGAGAAUGCCGAAUAUGAUGCAUCGGACAUCGAUCGAGCCCUGGCGCAGGUCCUGCAUGGCUACGUUGUUCCCAACCCGCUCCACGUCUUCCGUUCACCGCUGGCCAAGGUCAACGGUCGCAUCGACUUCCAGACAAUGGAGGACGAGGUUCGCGCUCAGAAUGCAUCGUCGAUGUCCCGCACCGCCCUCGUCGUCCGUGACAUUAUCGCUCGGCUCCUGGACACCGAGUCUGGCACGAUCACGGCCGAGUCGGACUUCUUCUUGCUCGGUGGCAACAGUCUGCUCCUUGGCCGUCUUGUCCACCUGAUUCGAAAGGAGACGGGUGCCUCGCUCGAGGUGUCUACCCUCUUCAACAACUCGACCGUCGAGGGCAUUGCCAGUCUCAUUGAAGACGAGCAGGGCAUCGAUGAUGACGAGUACGACAUGGAAGAUGGCUUCAUGCAGGAGAAGGGUGGCAGUGCGUUUGCAAGCGCUCACCGGUACGACGACGAGGCGGGCGACGCCGAUCCCGCCUUUGCCAGCCACGGUUACAAGCCUCGAAGCCAGACGCACCCAUGGGUUGUCUUGGUGCAGCUGAUCCCCAUCCUCUUCUUCUACCCCUUCAAGGCUGCCUGGACCUGGACGGUGAUUUUGCACGGCCUUGCCUUCUCGGCCUACUACAUCGACGACGUCUUCUGGGAGCGCGUUGGUGUUCUGCUGGCCUCUGUCAUCAUUGCUCGAUUCACCAGUCGAAUCAUCUGUCCCGUCACCGCCAUCGCUUUCAAGUGGCUCGUCAUUGGUCGCUACCGUCCAGGCAAAUACCCAAUGUGGUCCAACUACCACCUUCGAUGGUGGCUCGUCAAUCAGUCGCUCAGAACGGCUGGUAAGGGCCUUUUCGGUCUCACGCCCUCUCUGACAAAGACGUACUUUAGGCUGCUGGGCAUGUCCAUUGGUUCAGAUGUGCAGAUCGACCGGUUCGCCAAGAUGGCAGAGUACGACCUCAUCACGAUUCACGACGGCGCAAGGAUCGACAAGUCGCUUGUUCGAGGUUUCUGUGUCGAGCGGGACGGCUACUUCAGGCUCGAGCCCAUCAUCAUUGGUCGCGACUGUGUCGUAAACACCUUCACGCAGAUCUCGCCCGGUGCCAGACUGGCCGACGGCACGGUGUGGGGCCCGCAAUCGUCCUCGCACGAGGAGCCAUCGAGCGAUGCGUAUGCGUCGUACAACCGGAACGCUGUGCCCACGCCAAAUGGAGCCCUCAUUGCCUUCAUCGGUGUUCCCAUUCUCCUCGUCAUCCGAAUCAUCUGCUACGUUCCUUGGUUUGCUGCCCUCUUCAUGCUCCUGUCUCAGCCCUUCGAGUUCAACCACCACGACUCGGUCAAGGGCGUCAUUGCCUGGUUCGCCUACCCUCGUCGUAUCGGCUGGCACUACGUCGCCCGUGUCGUGCGAAACAUUAUGCCGCCGCUCAUCAACCUGGUCCUGGGCAUCUUGCUCAAACGUAUCAUGGGCCUCAAUCGCGAAGGGUCGAUGCGCAACGCCACGCAGAUCUCGCUCCUCCGGCGCUGGCUCAACAGCCAGCUUCUGUCGCAGCCCAACAUCCGCCGCGCCAUGGCAAUCCUGGGUACCCACUACGAAAUGACUUCGGUCAUCUACCGUGCCAUGGGCGCCAAGGUUGGCAAGCGGGUCUACUGGCCAGGCAGUGGCAUCUACUGCCCCGAUCCAGAGCUGCUGGAAAUCGGCGACGAUGUCGUCUUUGGUUCCAGAUCCGAGGUCUUCACGUCGGACUCGAUUGGCUGGGCGAGGGUGCGCGUUGGUCGUGGCGCCAUGAUUGCCGAUCGUGUCGUCCUGCUGCCCGGCUGUACCGUGGGUCGACAGUGUGUCAUGGGCUCCGGUGCUCUGGCGGUGCGAAACGGUCACUACGAGGAGCACACGGUGUGGAUGGGUUCCAAGAAUGGCUCGGCCGUCAGCUUCGGCAAGGCAGCCCGGGAAAACAAAGAGGCCGGCGUGCCGGCGGAUGAGGAGACGAUUACGCCGUUUGGUCGAGCAUUCUACAAGCGCAAGGCCACCUUCUUCGUAUUCCCUUACCUCAUGCUCGUCGCCAUCAACGUCAUCGUUGCCAUCUUCUCCUCGGGCUACUGGGCUACAGCCGCCGUUGGCACCGUCCUCUCGCUCAAUAUCCUGAGAUCAAACUUUGAAUACGUCAGCACCGCCAUCUUCAGCGACCACUGGUACCGCCCUGGGUUGGUAUACGCAUUCAUCGCCAUCUGCUUCGUCAUUAUUCUUAACAUUCAGGCUUUUAUCGCCUUCCUUUGGGUCAUUGGGACAAAGUGGGCCGUCAUCGGCCGUCGUCGCGAAGGCCGGUACGACUGGGACAAGAGCAGCUACUGCCAACGGUGGCAGCUCCAUCUCACCCUUCAACGUCUGCUUGGCAAGGGCUUCGGCGGUCACCUCAUUGGCCACAUCUCCGGCACAUGGAUGGCCGUCUGGUACUUGCGAUCGCUGGGUGCCAAGAUCGGCGACGAGUGUGCCAUCUGGGCAGGUGGCAAGCCAAGUCUCCAGCUCACCGAGCCGGAACUCGUCACGAUGGGCAACCACGUCAACGUCGAUGACUGCUCCAUUGUUGCUCACAUCAACUCAAGGGGUCGAUUCUCGCUAAACAGGCUCAUGAUUGGCGACAACUGCGCACUUCGAACCGGCAGCCGAUUGCUUUCGGGUGCAAGCAUGGAGCGAGGGUCGAUGCUCCUUGAGCAUACUUUGAUCGCAUCGGGAGAAAUUGCAGAGGCGAACAGUGUCUACGCGGGCUGGCCCGCUAGGCAGCUGAGGUUACGCAAGGCUGUACAGAACAAGCAGCCCAGCUCGGCACUCUACCAGAAUGGUGGCCCACACUCGGCAGAGAGCUCUUCAUACAACCUCGGCAGCGCCUCUGGUCCCUCGACGCCUGCUCUCAACUCGUACAAGUAGUCUGUCUAUAGCAUCACUUCACCCAACCCCCUUCAUCCCCAGCAUACCUCUUGUCAACUGUCUCACAA